Myodes glareolus (Bank vole) is the source of this 1464-nucleotide messenger RNA. The record is from RefSeq and is a predicted model, not a curated record. Lineage: Eukaryota; Metazoa; Chordata; Mammalia; Rodentia; Cricetidae.
ACGCUCUUGGGAGAAGGAUGGAGGAGGAGCAGAGGCUCCGGGGGAGGCUGAGCCGCCGCAGGCCGCCCGCAGGGGGCGGGGCCCCCAACUGCCCGCCCUGGUUUCUCUUGGAGGACCGUAAGAGAGAGCCAUGGGCUGCCCUGCUGAGUAGCACUGUGAGCGGGAACGUGGAUUUGACCCCGAAAAUUGAGCCAUUGCCACCACUGCCAGCUUUGCCAGGCCAGGAGUCUCUGCCUGACUCAGAGCCUCCCGAGGUCUUCACUGUGGGAUCCAAGACUUUUUCCUGGACGCCUUUUCCACCUGCCCUUGGUGGUUCUGGAAACUCCUACCAGUUGACUGGAGGCUCCCUGGGGUCACCUACUCCAUCCUUGAAAGGAUAUCCUGCACCAGAUUCCCGGCAGAUUCCCAGCACGGAAGAGUGUGUGUCCGUGCAGAAUCCACCGGUGUUGCUGAACUGCCCAUUGUGCCAGAAAGCAUUUGACCCGAAGCUAGCCCAGCUGGAUGUGGAUAGCCACCUUGCUCAGUGCCUAGCUGAAAGCACAGAAGACGUGGUGUGGUGAGCGGCAGCGUGGUCUCCUGUCCCCUCCUCCCAGCGUACAUACUGACACAAGGAUGUGACUGCUGGGAUGUGUCUGUGUGGACAUUUAAGCACACGCUUCUGUGUCCAUGUGGACAUCUGAGCACAGGCUUCUGUGUCCAUGUGGACAUCUGAGCACAGGCUUUGCUUGUGUGGACAUCUGAGCACAGGUGCCUUCUGGUUUCAUUUGUGGGCACCGAGCAUAAUGCUGAUCGCUGUGGUUCAGACAGCACCAGGCCCUACCAUUGCCAGCUUAACUGGGUUUGGAAUCACCUAUCAGACAGACCUCAGGCUGUGUCUGUGAAGCUGUUUCCAGAGGUUAACUGAGAAUGGAAGACCCACCUUGGAUGUGGGUGUCCCGUCCUGUGGCCUGGGGUCUCACUGAAUGAAAAGGGAAAAAGGAGAAAUCGAGCUGCUUCCUGACUGGGGACGGAUGCUCUUCUCACCUGGCCACCAGAGCUGCAUUUGCUGCUGUGCCUUCCCUGCCGCGAUGGACUGUACCUUCAACCGUGAGCCAGAAUAAAUCUUUUGUUAAAAAGUAUUUAUUUAUUAUGUAUACUACAUUCUGCCUCCAUAUAUGCCUGCAGUCCAGAAGAGGGCACCAGAUCUCAUUACAGAUGGCUGUGAGCCACCAUGUUGUUGCUGGAAAUUGAACUCAGGACUUCUAUAAGAGCAGUCAGUGCUCUUAACUACUGAGCCGUCUCUCCAGCCCCUCGAAUGAAUCUUAAGUUGCUUUGAUCAAGUAUUUUGUCAUGGCAAGAAGAACCCCACCCAGGCAGGGGAGCCAGACUGUCACAAGGCAGAAUUGGGUAUUUCUACCCAAGUCAGCAUUUACACACAGGCAAUACCCUUCUCCUGACUAAGACUGAUAAAAAAGACAAAGCUAA